Molecule: messenger RNA, 3246 nt
Organism: Eimeria maxima
Lineage: Eukaryota; Apicomplexa; Conoidasida; Eucoccidiorida; Eimeriidae
Product: elongation factor Tu GTP-binding domain-containing protein, putative
Exons: 8
Coding region: 1-3246 (1081 amino acids)
Biological process (GO): ribosome disassembly; mitochondrial translation
Cellular component (GO): mitochondrion
Molecular function (GO): GTPase activity; GTP binding
Source: RefSeq, a predicted model, not a curated record
AUGGCACAUAUAGAUGCAGGGAAGACAACAACAGGAGAAUGUUUGCUGCUGCUGUCUUCUUUAUUAGCAGCAAAAGGGAAUGUUGAUGAAGGAACUACAGCAUUAGAUUUCCUUAUACAGGAGAGGGAGAGAGGCAUAACAAUUCAAGCUGCUGCUUGUCGAUUUCUUUGGAGGCAAUUCGUCUUUAACCUUAUCGAUACCCCUGGGCAUGUAGAUUUUUCUAUGGAGUUGGAGUUAUCUUUGCUUGCUGCUGACGGCGUCGUUUUGCUGCUCGAUGGUACUCGCGGUGUUGAAGUACAAACUGCAGCAAUCUGGCGGCUGCUGCAGCAGCAGCAGCGCCUGCAGCAGCAGCAGCAACAACAGCAGCAGCAGCAGCAAGAGCAGCAACGCAUAUUACGGCAUAUUCCGCGAUUUAUCUUCGUUAACAAGAUGGAUCGAGAUGGGGCAGAUGCGGAUGCAUGCCUCCACUCGGUGCGUCGUCGUCUUGGGGCUUGGCCGCUGCAGCUCAAUGUUGCUGUUCGCCCUCCUGCUGCUGCUGCUAGUGCAGCAGGAACAGCAGCAAGGCCGCUGCUGCAUAUAAUAGACCUUACAGACUUGCGCUGCCGCAGCUACAUGUCCCAUCCCCUAGGCAGCAGUUUGCUGCCACUAGUAAAGGAGACAGUCCCUCCUGCUGCUCUGCAGCAGCUGGUGGAGUCUCCAGCAGCAGCAACAGCAGCAGCAGCAGCAGAAGCAGCAGCAGGACGUCUCGCCGCCACCCUUGCUGCUGCAGAUGGAGGCAACAGCACAGAACAACAAUUUAAAUGGUGGCAGCAGCCGCUGCUGCUGCAGCAAGUGCUGCAGCAACGGCAGCUGCUGCUGGAGGACGUCUGUCUACUUGACGAGACCUUUGAGGCCCUUGCAUGCAGCAGCAGCAGCAACAACAGCAGCAGCAACAGCAGCAAAAUGACAACGGAGCUGUGGCUUGCUCUGCGUCGUAUUGUUGCUGCUAAUUCAGCUGUUCCUGUCCUCUUUGGAUCCGCUAGGGAUACGUGUGGGGCAGAGUUGCUGCUGGAUGCUGCUGCUGCGCUGCUGCCUUCUCCCUUAGAGAUAUCCUUGCCGCAGCAGCAGCACUUUUAUUCUGCUGCAUUUAUGCAAGCUAAGCAGCAGCAGCAGCGGCAGCGACAGCAGCAGCAGCAGCAGCAACAGCGCCUGCAGAGAAGGAAUAACCAAGGAAUUCCCCUUGCAGAGCUAUCACCGCAACAGCAGCAACAGCAGCAACAACAGCAACAACAGCAGCAGCAGCGCCAAGGAGGAAAACUGUUCGCACCCAGCAGCGCUGCUGUUGCUGCUGUUGCUGCUGCUGAGGUAGCAGCAGAUGCUGCUGCAUCAGCAGCAUUAAGCAGCAUCCCAUCAGCAACAGCAACAGCAGCACCAACAACAGCAACAACAGCAGCAGCACUAGUCCCUGCUGCUGCUGCUGUUGCACCGCAUGCAGUAGCAGCAGCCGCAGCAUUUAAGGUCCUCCCUGAUCCUCUUGGUCAACGUCUUGCCUAUUGCAGGAUAUUUGCUGGCCGGCUGGAAGCUCCGUGUAUCCUCUUUAACUCAUCGCAGCAGCAGGUAGAAAUGAUUGAGCAGCUGCUGCUGCCUGCUGCUGCUGCAUACAGCCCAGCAGCAGCAGCAGCAGCAGGAGAAGUUGCGGUGCUGCGGGGCUUAAAACAUACAAAGGCAGGGGAUACAUUGCAUGCGAUCCAUGCUGCUGCUGCGGCUGCUGCUGCUGCUGCUGCUCAUCAGCAGCGGCAGCAAAUGCUGUCGCCAUUUGUCUAUCAGCUGCUGUCGGAGCAAAUGGAGUCGCCGCUCGCAGCAGCAGCAGCAGCUGCUGCUGCUGCUCCUGCAACCGGCAGCAGCAGCAGCAGCAGCAGCAAGAAGCAUAUGAAGCAUUUCUGUAAAGAUGCAUUGCUUGCUAGGCUGGAGCAGCAGCAGCGGCAGCAGCAGCGCGUAUUACCUGUAUGUUUCUGCAGCAUAGACUGCAGCAGCAGCAGCGAGGAGCAGCAGCUGCAGCAAGCGCUGCAGCUGCUGCAGCUGCAGGAUCCUUCCUUAUUAUUUACUGCAGCAGAAGGAGAGCCAUUCGUCUUAUGGGGCAGAGGGCAGCUGCAGCUAGAGCUUGUUAGAGAUAGACUAAGAAGGGAAUUUGGUGUGACAACGCACUUGGCUCCCGUGGAGGUCGCAUACAAAGAAGUGCUGCUGCAGUCGCUAAGAGGCAGCAUUACGUGGCCUGCCCGCAGCAGCAGCAGCAGCAGCGGGAGCAUGCAGAGCAGGAGGCGAGGAGGCAGCAACAGCAGCAACAGCAGCAGCAUUUGCUUAGAUAUGGAGUUAGUGCCGCUGCCUCUGGUGUCUCCUGAGCUGCGUCUCUCUUCUUUACUUAAGGGAGAGGCCGAUCCCGCUCCUGCUGCUGUUGCUGCAGCAGUUGCAGCAGCAGCAGCGCCUGCUGCUGCUGCUGCUGUUGAUAACAAUUUUCCUAUGGAAGCCCUGCGGACCCUAACCCCGCCAUCAGCACGAACAGCAGCAGCAGGAGCAGCAGCAGAAUCUCCCCUAGGUCGCAUGCAAGGAUUCUCCUCUUCCUUUCUUGUCAUUGGGUCUAAGGCGCAGCAGCAGCUGCUGCAGCUUGAUGCAGCAGACAGCAGCUAUGGCAGCAGCAGCAGCACUAGCAGCAGCAAAAGCAAUGGGGGAGCUGUGCUACAUGCGAUAGAGACAGCAGCAGCAGCAGCACUUGCUGCAGGUCCCCUACGGGCUUCUCCUGUUGAUUGGCUGUAUGUUCACCUGAACUCGGUAGAGAUUGAAGGAGAUCCUGCUGCUGCUGCUGCUGUUGCUGCUGCUGCUGCUGCUCAUCUGCUGCGCAGGCUUCUGCGGGAGGGCUACUCAGAUGACGGCGAUGCAGUAGACGAGGACGCCUCUGCCCAAGCAGCAGCAGCAACAGCAGCAGCAGCAGCAGCAGCAGCAGGGCAGCUUGUUACAUUAGCUGAGCCUAUUAUGCACCUUGAGCUGCUGCUGCCUGCUGCAUGCGUCGGUGCAGCAGCAACAGAACUAACUCAGCAAAGAGAGGCGCAAGUUAUCUCUAUUACUGCAGCACACCCUGCUGCUGCUGCUGCUUCUGCUGCUGCUGAUGGUGCUGUUGCUGCUGCUGCUGACGGUUGUGGGGUCUCUGAGGACGAAGAGCGCCUUAUGCAACUCGAUGCAGCGUGUAUAGCAAAGAAAAGACAAAUAGAUUAA